GGGAAGGAGGGAGAUUAACAGAUAGAGAGGAAGGGAGUGAGAGAGAGAGAGAGAGUAAGUGAGUGAGGGAGGAAGUGAGUGAGUGAGAGAGGUUUGUUGUAUUGUUGUUGUUGAAUGUGGCUGUUUUAAUUUGGGAGAGGAAGUCAGUCUUCCCCUUUGAAAUGGAUUUUCCUCGGAGGGUUGGGACGAAGAGCAGCCUGGGGAACAGCUAAACCACUCACUCCCGUCACGUCUGAAAGGCAUCCUCUUCCUCUCUCUUUCUUCCCAUCCCUCUUUCUCUCUGUUCCCUCAUUUUCUCCCCUUCUCCUGUUGUUCUGGAUGAGACUGAAGUGGUGGCUGUAGGAGAGGUGGCAUGAAGCUCUGCAUGGACGCUGAGAGGAUGGGAAGAAACUAAGGAAGGAUGGCUUACACACAGUUGGAACCCAUCAAUGAGGGGGUCCUGUCCAGGCUGACUGACCUGCUGCUCUGCCGCUGGUCCUGUCGGUCAUGUUGGCAGUGGUGCUGGGAGUGCAGCUGCUGCCAGUCCAGUGAUGAGGAAGUGGAGAUCCUUGGACCCUUCCCAGCACAGACCCCCUCCUGGCUUGUCAACGACUGUCAUGAUGAUAAAGAUGGGAACAAUCACAGCAUCAUCCAGCGGUCCACUGGCAGCUCCAUCCACAAUAAUGGCCACAGUAGCCCCGGUCAGAGGCGAUCUAGCACAGAGAUCACUCGCUCCACCCUGAGCUUGGCCCGUCAGCUAUCAAGUUUGGAUGCUCGUAGACCCAGCUCUCCCUUGGUGGACGUAAAGCCAAUUGAAUUCUGGGCCAUGGGCCCGAGGAAGGAGGUGGUGCAGCCUCUGCGGAAGCCCCCUCCGCCCGCAGACGACUACUUUCGAAAGCUUGAGCCGCGGCUGUACUCCUCUGACUCGUGUGGUGGUGACGAUGUGGACUCGCUGACAGACGACGAGAUUCUCUUGCGCUACCAACUGGGCAUGCUCCACUUCAGCACUCAGUUCGACCUCAUCAACGGACACCUGAGUGUGCGCAUCAUCGAGGCCCGCGACCUCCCGCCACCGGUCACGUGCGACGGCGCGCGACAGGACAUGGCGCACUCCAACCCCUACGUGAAGAUGAGCCUGCUGCCAGACCACAAGAACUCUCGGCAGACGGGGGUCAAGCGCAAGACACAGAACCCCGUGUUCGAGGAGCGCUUCACCUUCGAGCUGCCCUUCCUGGAGGCACAGAGACGCACGCUGUUGCUGUCCGUCGUGGACUUCGACAAAUUCUCACGCCACUGCGUCAUAGGGAAGGUGGCGCUGCCACUGAACGAGGUGGACCUGGUCAAAGGGGGACACUGGUGGAAGGCAUUGGUGCCCAGCUCACAGAAUGAGGUGGAGCUGGGUGAGCUGCUGCUGUCUCUGAACUACUUGCCCAGUGCCGGUCGCCUCAAUGUUGACAUCAUUCGUGCCAAGCAGCUACUUCAGACGGACAUGUGCCAAGGCUCAGAUCCCUUUGUUAAAGUGCAGUUGGUCACUGGCUUGAAGCUGGUGAAGACCAAGAAGACCUCAUGCAUGAGGGGCACCAUCGACCCCUUCUACAAUGAGUCCUUCAGCUUCCGAGUUCUCCAAGAGGACCUGAACGAGGUCAGCCUAGUGUUCACAGUUUAUGGCCACAAUGUGAAGAGCAGCAAUGACUUUGUGGGCCGCAUCGUGAUUGGUCAGUUCUCCACGGGUCCUCCAGAGUCCGCACACUGGCGCCGGCUGUUGGAGUCCCAACGCACCCCCGUGGAGCAGUGGCACAGCCUCCGCUCGCGUGCCGAGUGUGACCGCGUCUCUCCCGCCUCACUCGAGGUCACAUGAUGAUGGUCUGGUCUCGUGAUUUGUGGAGAAAGUGUGAAGGUGCAAAGUAAUGUCAUGUCGAGAUAAAAUUGUAGAUCUUAAAUGCCUAAAUGCUGAGUGAGUAAGUUUUGAGGAUACUGAUGUUUACAUCCAGAAACCCAGUAGGGAGAUGGUGAGACAAGCCCAGCUUGUGAAGAGAUAGAUGUUUUUAAAAAAUAAUUUGAUUAUUUAUCUCUUUAAAAUGCUUGGAUCGCUGCGUCUCACCCAGAUGAGCUGCUCUUGUAGGCUUCCAUGUCCUCAAGCAAUACAAUUGGGUAUAAAUCUGUCAGAAAAUGAUAGCUAGAGGCCUUCGAAUGUUUCCUCUUGGAUGAUACAGUGUCAGAUGCUGCCUGUCCGCAUUUUCCUUUUAUCACAUUGAUACAAACAGACAUGCACAUGUCACACAUAACUGCUUAAUAAUCAUUUUAUUUUUUUAAAGGUAGAUUAAGGACAGCAAUGCAAAUGUUUCUAAGUAUAAAACACAAAUGUGGUUUAUUUUUACUGGUGUUCCAUCUCAUUUGAUUUGCGCCAAAGGUUAUUUGUUUUGUCUCGACCUAAACUGUUAACGUUGCCGCCUUUUGUUUCUCUGUGAUUACAGCCCUGAGCUGAACUUUGUGUUAUACAUGUGUGUGUACUUUAUGUGUGUAUAUACGUGUGUGUGUGUGUGUGUGUGUGUGUGUGUGUGUGUGUGUGUGCGUGUGUGUGCGUGUGCGUUCCUCCUUAAAAUGUUAGCACUUUCGAAUGGUUUGAACACCAUAUUCAGUAUGUAUUUAGGGAAAAGUAAAGAUUGAAACCCUUUGAGUUAGAUCCCCUUUCACAUGAAGGAGUGGACACAGUGCUCACAUAGUGUUUGAAAUGGGCUACUUGCUAGCAAAAGUACUGAAAAGCAAUCACUCCCCCCUUUGGCCUAUGUCACAAAAGUAGUUGUCUAUCCAGAAAACCAGUGUAGUUUGCUUGUGUUUUUCGACUUAAAGUCGCAGCGUCUUGUUUAACUUCUCCUUUCCUCUGGACACACAUGUCCAUCUUUGGGGGAAAGAGUCUGUUGUGUUUUUAUGGGAGCACUGUCAGUUCUGUGUCAGUGUCCAUCAGUGUGUUUUAGAAGCAUCACGGUCUGUGUUUACCUAAAAGGCUUUUCCCAUGUAAUCUGUACCAUGUGACCUGUAUGUGCCUAGUUGUGAAUUGUCUCUGAUGCGGAAUCAAUUAUAUGAUUCUGCCAAACUUCAAUAUUAGUUUAGAUGACUAAACAGUGAAACUAAAUAUAUAUAUAUAUAUAACACAGUGAGAGAAGAAAAAUGAAAAUUAAAACUGUGCCAGUGAAGAUAUUUAUUUAUUUAUUUAUUUAGAUAGAUGGUACAUAUGCAUAUAUACUUAUAGAAUACUUGCUUAACUACUUACCUCUACAAAUAUAAAGAAUAUAUAUGACUUUUAUUGUGUGCAAUGGAUAUAAAUUGAACAAAUUAAUGUUGUUUCAGUUAGAUCUUGUAAAGAAAUAUACUUUAUGGACAACCUAAAUGAAAAAAGACUAGAGAGAAGCUGAUGAAACUUCCUCAUUGACUAUCAUUGACUGUAUAAAUAGGGGGACAAGUGGAACAUGGCAACAACAGCAAGUGGAACAUGUCAGUGCAACACUUUAGAGGCAAAACACAAAAGGAGAUCAUUCCAUCCAGAAUGCUCUGUGAGAAUAUAUCUUGCUGUCUCACCAUACAUUAAAUGCUGCUGUGCUCUUGGCCAUAGUUUUUCUAUACAUAACAUGUGCACAGUUAAUUUAUUAGCCUCUUUGACUGAGAUAGGGACCUACGCUCUUGCAUAUAUAAACUGCAACCCCCAUCAACCCUGUCUUCAGAAUCAGCAGUAUCCCUUUAAAUCUAUACCAAUAGUGUAAUGUGUCCACUCCACCAAAUCUCUGCUCCAGGAGAGCAUAUGGACUUUUAUUUUUAUAUACCUUACGGCCAUGUCAGAUGUGUUGAAGUGGUCCUUGUUAAUGCGCUUACAUUUUUUUGUCUCUUUGUGUAUGUUUAUGUGUCUAUGUGUGCACACUCUGUGGAUAUGUUUGAUCUGGUUUUUAAAUGUAUAAAUUAAGAUUAUGGUGGUUGUCCUGAUUUGAUUUAUUUCAGAGCAGUCUUUAUUAAAAGAUGUAUUAACAGA
Messenger RNA from Alosa alosa (allis shad), 4000 nucleotides. RefSeq names its product synaptotagmin XVII (gene syt17). Gene Ontology annotation, cellular component: membrane. The transcript is spliced from 8 exons. Gene Ontology annotation, molecular function: calcium ion binding; syntaxin binding; calcium-dependent phospholipid binding. Gene Ontology annotation, biological process: cellular response to calcium ion; calcium-ion regulated exocytosis; regulation of dopamine secretion. The coding region runs from base 401 to 1837 and encodes 478 amino acids. The record is from RefSeq and is a predicted model, not a curated record. Lineage: Eukaryota; Metazoa; Chordata; Actinopteri; Clupeiformes; Clupeidae.